AUGCCUACCAACAACUUCACCACUUCCCCUUCCAGCCAGCAUUAUGAUGUCGUAAUCAUUGGAGGUGCUACUAGCGGCUCCUCCACUGCCUGGCAUCUCAGCCAAGAUCCUGAUUUCAAGGGGUCAGUCUUGGUAGUCGAAAGAGACCCGUCUCUUCAAUAUUCGGCUUCAAAGGCAAGCAACAAUUGCAUGCGACAGCAAUUUGCAACCGAGAUUAACGUCAAAAUUGCUCAAUACGCUGCGGAUUUUGUGAGGAAAUUUGGCGCCGAAUUUGGCCCGGAUCCUUGUGUUCCAAACCCUCCUAUCCGCAAUUUCGGCUACCUGUAUCUGUCCGACUCUCCUACCUUCACGGAAAUACUGCGGGAGGACCAGCAGCUACAAGAGAGCUGCGGUGCAAGUACGGCUAUGAUAUCUGCUGCUGAGAUUAAGAACAAGUAUCCAUGGUUCAAUAUCAAUGACCUUGACUCUGGGAGCUUGAACACCAAGGACGAAGGCUGUUUUAAUGCUCUUGGCAUGACCCAAUGGAUGCGCAAGAUUGCAUGUGAGAGUGGUGUUGAAUAUAUCGACAACGAAGUCGUCGAUAUAGGAGUUGAUGCAAGUCGUGUCAGCACUAUUACCUUACGCAGUGGCGAGACAAUCAUAGCCAACAAUGUGGUCAACGCUGCUGGCACCCGUGCUGCACCAGUAGCCUCGAUGGCUGGUAUACGAGUCCCCAUUGAGGCUCGUCGUCGGUAUACCUACAUCUUCGAGGUGGAUGAUCCGCUGCCCGAAGAUUUGCCACUCACAAUUGAUCCUUCCGGCGUGCAUUUCCGAUCCUAUGCUGCAAAGGAUUAUCUUGUAGGCUGUCCGCCAAUUGGUACCGACAAUGCAGUUGAUGUUGAUGACUUCAGCUUUGCUGAAGAUGCCUGGGAAAAGAAGAUCUUGCCUGUAAUUUCUCACAGGGUCCCUCACUUCAAAUCUGCUCGUAUCACUGAUUCAUGGAUGGGACACUACGAGUUCAACACCUUUGAUUGCAAUGCCAUUGUCGGUCCACACAAAACCAUUUCCAAUUUCUUCUUCUGUGUUGGAUUCUCCGGACACGGUAGUCAGCAAGCACCCGCUUGUGGACGGGCCAUUUCUGAACUCAUCGUGCAUGGUCGGUUCAAAACUUUGGAUUUGGGUGUUUUGUCGUUCUCUCGUAUCCCCGAGGGUCGCCCAUUGACAGAGCGCGCAGUCAUCUAG
Messenger RNA from Penicillium manginii, 1221 nucleotides. RefSeq names its product NAD(P)/FAD-dependent oxidoreductase. The transcript has a single exon. The coding region runs from base 1 to 1221 and encodes 406 amino acids. Gene Ontology annotation, cellular component: cytoplasm. Gene Ontology annotation, molecular function: oxidoreductase activity. The record is from RefSeq and is a predicted model, not a curated record. Lineage: Eukaryota; Fungi; Ascomycota; Eurotiomycetes; Eurotiales; Aspergillaceae.